Molecule: messenger RNA, 3783 nt
Organism: Coffea arabica (coffee)
Lineage: Eukaryota; Viridiplantae; Streptophyta; Magnoliopsida; Gentianales; Rubiaceae
Source: RefSeq, a predicted model, not a curated record
AUGGAAGGAAAAAACUACGGCCGCGGAGGAACUGGUGGUGGCUCCUCUGGUCGUGGUCGGGGUGGUGGUGGUGCUGGUCGUGGUCGUGGUCGUGGUCGUAGCAGUGGAGGUGACGACCAGAGUUAUGGAGGUAGACGGGGAAGGGGUCGUGGGACCCACAUGGGUGGUGGUUACGAUAGCAGGUUUCCAGGCGGUGGCGAGUCGGAUCGGAGUUAUAGGGGUCAGUACGACCAGCGUCAAGGGGACAGCGGUGGUCGUGGAGCUUGGGGUCGUGGGGCCCACGAGGGUGGCUAUGCUCCGGCUGUCAGUGGUGGUGGGAGUGAAAUGGAUCAGCGUUACCGGGGUCAGUACCCCCAGCUGGAGGGUGGUAGAGGAGCUAGGGGUCCUGGGACCCAAGUGGCUGGCGGCGUCGGCGGCGGUGAGUUCAUCCAGAAACUGCAGCAGCCAAGUGGCGGUGGUGUGGGACCCAGUGGCAGAGGGGCUUGGACUGGUAGGCCGUGGGGUCCAUCUGCUUCUUCAUCAAGUGCUCCGGCUCAGUAUCAGCCCCGGCCUCAGCAUCCUCAACCUACUCCUGGUAUUGAGCUACCUUUUUUUUUUGUUGGAAGUUUCAUUCGUUCUAUAACUUGUACACGUUAUAAUUUUCCUAUUUGUGCACAUGAAGCUCUGUCGGACGUUCAGUCACUAAGGAUUUCAGAGGAGAAGCCACUAUCAGCUGAGGGGAAACCAGAUAACAAACUUCUGCCUAUCAAAAGGCCUGACAGGGGAAUUCUUGCUGUCAGGACUGUCAAGCUUCUUGCUAAUCAUUUUCCAGUGAAAUUCAACUCUGAGGGAAUUAUUACCCAUUAUGAUGUCGAUAUUCAACAAGUUAUGCCCGGUGGAAAUCAGCCUCACAGGAGAUCAAUUCCCAAGGCUCUUUUGUCCUUGAUUAAAGACAAGCUGUUUUCUGACGAGGGGUUCCCGGUAGAUAUGGUUACCUAUGAUGGGGAGAAGAAUAUUUUCAGUGCUGUUUCACUCCCCACUGGGGAAUUCAAAGUUGAAUUAUCUGAUGGGGAAGAGAAUGUUCGCACUUAUAAAUUCGUCAUCCAAAAAGUGAAUCAGCUUAAGCUCUCUAACUUGAAAGACUACCUGUGUGGAAACCUCCCACAUAUUCCUCGUGAUAUACUGCAGGCCAUGGACUUGGUCAUGAAGCAUAACCCGUCUAUGCAUAGGAUCCCCGUAGGGCGAAGCUUUUUCUCCAAGAACGAACGCGGGGAUGAUCUUGGUCAUGGGAUUGCCGCAUAUAGAGGCUUCUACCAGAGCUUGAAGCCUACCUCGAACGGUCUAGCGCUGUGUUUGGACUACUCAGUUUUGGCAUUCCGAAAGCCUCUGCCAGUUAUCGACUUCCUGAAAGAGAAUGUUGAAGGAUUUCGAGGAGUGAAUGAUGUUAUGAGGAUGAGACGACAGGUUGAAAGUGCUUUGAAAGGGUUGAAAGUAAGAGUAACACAUCGUAAAACCAAACAAAAGUAUACCAUAUCAGGGCUCACCCGAGACAUUACACGUUUGAUUAAAUUUUCACUUGUAGAUCCAGAUGGCCAGGUGCCACCAAGAGAAGUCAGCCUUGUUGACUACUUCAGGCAGAAAUAUGAGGAGAAAAUUGCCCAUCUCGAUAUUCCUUGCUUAGACCUUGGGAGAAAAGACAAGAAAAAUGAUGUACCAAUGGAAUUUUGUGUCUUGGUCGAAGGUCAGAGGUAUUCCAAGGAAUACUUGGAAAGAAAUGAGAAAGAUGCAGCCGUGUUAUUAAAGCAAAUAUCGUUGGCUCCACCGGCAGUAAGAAAACGUACAAUCUGUGACAUGGUGCAGGCUGAGGAUGGACCUGAUGGAAUUGUUGCUAAAGGCUUCAAUAUGCAACUUGAAAAAUGUAUGACAUCUGUUGGAGGUCGAGUCCUCGGUGCACCUGAGUUGAAGCUAGGUGGUAAAAAUGGCAAUGUAUAUCCUGUAAGAGUUGACCAGGAGAAAUGCCAGUGGAACCUUGUUGACAAAUGUGUAGUACAAGGAAAACCAGUUGAGCGGUGGGCUUUGAUAGAUUUUACUUCAUCAAGCCGUUACAGACUGCGAAAAGAAGACUUCAUCGGGAACCUAAUACAGCGUGCACGGAGACUGGGAAUGCAUAUGCAGGAGCCUCUUGUUUGUCACUCGACUGGAAUGGAUGAAUUCUAUUCCGUUGAUAGAAUUGAUGCCCUUCUUAGAAAGGUUAUUGCUGAUGCUAGACCUAGAAGUGGUUCACAGGGUACGCUGCAAAUCAUUGUCUGUGUAAUGGCUGGAAAGGAUCCUGGAUAUAAGUAUCUUAAAUGGGUCUCUGAGACACGAAUUGGUGUGGUGACUCAGUGUUGUUUGUGCUCUCAAGCAAACAGGGGACAAGACCAGUAUUUGGCAAAUCUUUGUCUCAAGAUUAAUGCAAAGCUUGGAGGCAGCAAUGUGGAGCUCAAUGAUAGGCUUCCUAAUUUUGCUGAUCAAGAUUAUGUUAUGUUCAUUGGGGCUGAUGUGAAUCAUCCGGCUGCACGAAACUCUACAUGUCCAUCAAUAGCAGCAGUUGUGGGCACAAUUAACUGGCCUGCUGCCAAUCGAUAUGCUGCAAGGGUUCAGCCCCAAGAGCACCGCAAGGAAAAGAUCGUUAAUUUUGGAAGUAUUUGUCGUGAUCUAGUUAGUACUUAUGCCAAGCUCAACAAGAUCAGACCAAAAAGAAUUGUCGUAUUCCGAGAUGGUGUUAGUGAGGGGCAGUUUGAUAUGGUGCUAAAUGAGGAGUUACUUGAUCUAAAACGGGCCAUCUGUGAUGAGAAUUAUCAACCAACAAUCACCCUUGUUGUGGCACAAAAGAGACACCACACUCGACUUUUCCUUGAAGGUGGGAGGGAUAAUAGAGUGGGAAAUGUUCCUCCAGGAACCGUUGUGGACACAACAAUUGUUCAUCCCUUUGAGUUCGACUUCUACCUUUGUAGCCAUUACGGAACCCUUGGGACGAGCAAGCCUACGCACUAUUAUGUUCUUUGGGAUGAAAAUGCGUUCACAUCCGACAGGUUGCAUCAGCUCAUAUACAAUAUGUGCUUCACUUAUGCUCGAUGCACUAAGCCCGUUUCACUAGUUCCGCCAGUCUAUUAUGCUGACCUUGUCGCCUACCGCGGACGAAUGUUCCAAGAGGUAGUAAUGGAGCAACCUCCAGCAUCGUCUCCAUCAUCAUCUUCUGCAACACCAUCUGUAUCAUUGUCAUCUUCUGCUUCGUUUGAUCACAAUUUCUAUACUCUGCAUCCAGACCUCCAAAAUGUCAUGUUUUUCGUCUAGGCAGCCUCGUCAAGGCUGUCAGUCUCCUCCACUCUGGAGUAACGGAGAUUGUUCACUCAAAGGAAUACCCCGAAAACGCCGAUCCAAUCUCCUUUUCUAAUCAACUAGCAAAGGAGUUUGUACGUGAAUCUAAUGGGUUUUCAUGCCUUCUGCCCUCUGAUGCUCGUCAGAGGAUUUGUGCACCUCUUUUUUUUAUCACUUAAGCGUUGAGUUAGCUAUAUAAAUAAAGACAUUUCAUGUUUUCAGAUGAUGGUUGGCUAGUCCAUAUCUUCAUUGUCGUUAGGUGUGAGUGUGUUAGUUCUGAGAAUUUGAGUCAUGUUUUCCUUUAGGAACUACUGUCUUGUAAAAUUCGGUUUGUGGCUUUAAAUUGUUCUGAGUAUCUGUUGUCCUGUGGUCAUGCACGAGUUAUAGUGCAGCAGGAAUGUAAAAUGUUGGAACCCUGUUAGUUUAUGACCUGUUCUUCGAUCC